Aureobasidium namibiae CBS 147.97 is the source of this 2838-nucleotide messenger RNA. RefSeq names its product RNI-like protein. Bases 1 to 2838 code for a protein of 945 amino acids. Lineage: Eukaryota; Fungi; Ascomycota; Dothideomycetes; Dothideales; Saccotheciaceae. Gene Ontology annotation, molecular function: protein binding; protein-containing complex binding. The transcript is spliced from 2 exons. The record is from RefSeq and is a predicted model, not a curated record.
AUGCGUCGGCACCCACCUGCGUCCGCCCUGCCAUCCAACGAUCCCCUAUCUCUGCUCCGCGCAUACGACCACGAGUCCAAUCCCAGUCGCCCAGUCCGCUCCUCGCCGCUGACCGCCUCGACCAUCCAUGGCCUGCCGCUCGAGCUGACCGACCGUCUGCGCUCCUUUCCACUCUUUGCCUCGGCCCCAGACUCAUUCCUUGCCGCCAUUGGCAAGUUUCUGCGCCCACAGCUCUUCCAGCCACAUGAAUACAUUUUGACCGAAGGCGAUGACGCCAAAGCCAUGUACUGGUUGGUCCGCGGUUCCCUGAGAGUCACCUCAAGAGAUGGAGAAAGCACAUAUGCCGAGCUCAAGCCUGGUGCCUUCUUUGGCGAGAUUGGCAUCUUGAUGGACAUCCCACGCACCGCUACCGUCAUUGCCCAGUUGCGCUCGCUCGUCCUGAAGCUGAACCAGGAGGACCUGCAUAAGGUCCUCCCAGCUUUCCCCACCGUCGAGCGAGCCAUACGCGAUGAGGCUACCGAACGACUGUCCAUCCUCGAACGUAUGAAGAAGGAACGCGUUACGCUGCCCGCGACUUCAGGUUUGCGCAAGCGGUCGCGUGACUUCAUCGAACGUGAUGUCGACAUGCAAGAUGUAGGGCCCCAGGACGAUAGCAACAAGCGUCGCAAAUCUCCUAGUCCCAGUCUUGCAGAGGCUGCCGCCAACAGUGUUUUGGGAAACGCAAACUUGACUGUCCGUCAGAUCCUGCAGGAGCUGCCCUUGUUUGCAGGACUACCUGCCGAGGUAUUGCAUUUCCUUGGUGUCAAUGCCCAGCCUUGCUCUUUUGGCCCCUUCACAGACAUAGUUACUCAAGGCUCGCAAGGCCGAGACGUCUUCUUCCUAGUACGCGGCGAAGUCGAGGUCGUGACCGAGACCCCUGGGAACAAAAUCAACGAGAUGACGGGGAAGCCGUUACCUGUGCAGCGUGUGCGAGCUCGUCUCAAGCCUGGCCAGUACUUUGGUGAAGUCACCAGUCUCUCUCUUGCACCCAAGAGAACAGCCACGGUUCGCUCUAUCAACGGCGUUGAAUGUCUGCGAAUCACUGGUCAAGUCCUAGACGAGCUUUGGAGAAACUGGUCGUCAAGUUUGCGCCAACAGGUCGAGCAAGAGGCCAAGCGGCGACUAAAGGAGGUUGAGGAUACAGAUAUCGUCCUGCCGGACGCUCCGUCCGCCAUCGAUGCCCUCUCGGCGUUGCCGCCGGAAGAUCAAUGGAAAAAGAGCGUGCCUACAGUCACUUUCAGUAACACUGAAGCUGAAAGCCCCAUCACACGAGACAUGUCUCCUGUUGCCGCUGAACCCAUGGAUCCUGAUCCUUUCUUCAGCAUCGAUAUCGACAGCGUGCGUGCUAAGUCAAGGAGGAGCUCACUCGCGCCUCCAUCCCCAGAACCCGUCAUGCACGACACCGCCCUUCGCCAACCAUCACCUCCUUCCGCAGGUCGUGCGCUUCCAUCCUCUCCUCUAAAGCCAAGGUCUUCCGUAUCCUCCAGAUCUCCUGCAUCCGACACUAGGCGCCCAAUCAGUCGACGCCCUAGCGUGUUCGGCAGACCAUCUAGCCGAUCGGGGAGAGGUCCUCUCCCAGACUCGGUGCUUUCUAUGGUCUUCCAAUACUUGGAUUUACUCGAUCUUAUGCGUCUGAGAUUGGUCUCCCCUCAUUGGACCCGGCUCUUGACAACGAGUCCAGACAUCCUCCACGACCUAGAUUUGUCACGAUACAAUCGUCGCGUUACAGAUUACGUCUUGAAAGAGGCCAUCUGUCCCUUUGUAGGAUCUCGCGCGCGUCAUGUCAACAUUAACAAUUGCUUCCACGUGACCGAUGAUGGCUUCGCCGCGCUUGUGGAGUGUUGCGGCGAAAGCGUCCUUAGUUGGCGGAUGCGUAGUGUUUGGGACGUGACGGGACAGAGUAUCCUGGAUCUUGUAAAUCGCGCAAAGCGUUUAGAGGAUAUUGAUCUGAGCAACUGCCGAAAGGUUGGCGACAACCUGUUAGCACGAAUUAUAGGCUGGAUCGUGCCGCAACCGCCGCCUGGACAUGCAGCACCUCUACUGCCACCAGUAGCUUCUUCGUCUCGUCGUCCAGCGUUGAAGCGUAACACAAGCAGUGCAGUGGUCCCACAAGCAGAUCAACCCGCUCCGGGUACAGUAGUGGGAGCCCCAGGACUGAAGCGCUUGACACUGAGCUACUGCAAACACGUACAAGAUAGGAGUAUGGCGCAUAUAGCUGCACACGCAGCGAAUCGACUCGAAAGCAUUGAUCUAACGCGCUGCACCUCGGUCACGGACCAAGGUUUUCAACAUUGGGGACUUUAUAACUUCCAACGGUUGCGCAAGCUCGUCCUGGCCGAUUGUACGUAUCUAACCGACCAGGCGAUUGUGGGUAUCGCGAACGCUGCGAGAGGGCUCAAAGAGUUGGAUCUGUCCUUCUGCUGUGCACUCUCUGAUACAGCGACUGAGGUCCUCUCGUUGGGCUUAACGCAUCUCACACAUCUUGAUUUGGCCUUCUGUGGCUCGGCCGUCUCGGACUCAAGUCUUCGUUGCAUCGGCCUGCAUCUUCUGGAGCUGGAAUACUUAUCAGUCCGCGGCUGUGUACGAGUCACUGGUCAGGGUGUAGAGAGCGUUGUAGAUGGAUGUCCUCAUCUCUCACUCUUCGAUGUCAGCCAGUGCAAGAAUCUUCUUCCAUGGCUGCGAUCUGGCGGUGUGCAAGCAGUUAGACAGCGAGGCUGCAAGGCCAGGUUUGAAGUCGUGGCCGAUGGGUCAUGGCGUGGCAGUGGAGAAGCAUAUAAGGGGUUGCAUUGCUCUAUUUAA